CUCUGCAGAUUAUCUGACUUGCAUCCAAACCCCCCACUUCUGAACACUCACCAUGACUCGCCCUACUCAUACCCCACCCCGAGGAGCCAGCUUCUCCGUUAACGUCCCUCAAGGAUGGAACGUUAUCGUCACAGCUAUUUCCCGCAAGGACUACAUGCAGGCCCUCGAGGUCCACUACGACAUCAUCGACGAUGACGCUCGUAUCUUCGGUAGCCGUCCUGGCGAGAAGAACGACCACAUGAAGGUCACGCUCGACCAGAACAAUUCCCUGCCCUUCAAAGACCAGGAUGAUCCUUAUACACUCGACCUGACCUUUUUCCACUCCACCAAAGAGACGAGGAACGCGGAGAAGGUUGUCGACAACAAUGAGCUGAGCAGCAAGAUCCAUGUGCUCAAGACUGCUAAGCCCCCCGGUUCGUUCAAGGGCCCUGACAAUGUCACUUUCAUCAUCUUCGUUGAGGAUACUCCCUCCCAGGAAACCAAUACUGGCCAAUACGACGAUGCUGUUGCGAUGGUCUACUGCGUUGAGAAGCUUUAGGGGUGCAGGGGUGUCAUUGAACGAACGUCUACUAUCUUUCUGUACCAUAAUGAUUGCGUUGUACGAAAUUGAGAUAAAUGCACAUUUUUACAAAUCUGA
Molecule: messenger RNA, 637 nt
Organism: Coprinopsis cinerea okayama7#130
Lineage: Eukaryota; Fungi; Basidiomycota; Agaricomycetes; Agaricales; Psathyrellaceae
Exons: 4
Coding region: 53-538 (161 amino acids)
Source: RefSeq, a predicted model, not a curated record